GGCACCCGCGCAUGCGUAGAGCGGCGGCGGAGCGAUGCAGGCGGCCCUGGAGAUCACGGCGCGGUACUGCCGCAACGAGAUGGAGCAGUACGGGCGCUGCGUGGCCGCCAGCCCGACUUCGUGGCAGACGGACUGCCACAGCCUCCGCCUCAGCAUGUCCCGCUGCGCCGCCACGCACCCCAUCGUGCAGCGGAUCCGGGAGGACUGCGCUGAGCCCUUUGUGGCCUUCGAGCAGUGCCUGAAGGAGAACCAGGCGUCAGUGCUGAACUGCAGUGAGCACGUCAACGCCUUCCUGCGCUGCGCCGAGCGGGUGAAGCUCCUGGCGUGAGGUGAGGGGUGCAAGGAUCCAGCCCAGAAUAUGCUGAGAGGAGACCCCCAGAAUUAAAACUCAUCAUCAGGAGCGAAGGAGAACUCUUUGUGCUCUGCAUUCUCAUCGCAGUGCUUGGUUGGGUUGCUUCUCCCCCUCUGAAAAACCCACAGGUUGUUUGGGUACGAAGCGAAAACCACCUUUUUUCCUGCAGGUUGUGCUCAGCAAUUUCUUUUCUCACUAAGGACAGCAUUUUCCCUUUAUCCUGAUUAAAAAAUAACCAACAGACACGCUGCUGAAGACUGAAAGCCAGCUCUGCCUUUUCCCACUGGUGAUAGAAGCUGCUUUUGGAGCUGAUCUGACUCCAGUGAUGUUUCCUCAAGCAUGGCGUUCCCAGCUUGCCCAAUCUGGGAGCACCGUGGGCUUUCUACUGCAUUAGAACAGCAGAGGGAGUCUUCCCACCAGCAGAAUGACUGAGAACUUCAGAGCUCCUCAAACUCUGAGCCAUCAGCAGCGCGAUGGAGAUCUAUCUGUGGGAGGGUGGGGGGCUGCUGCCUGCGUCCUCACAUGGGGGGGACACAGAGCCCUCCAGGGAGGUGAUCUCUGGGCUGUAAUGAAUGGGAAUAAACGAUAACAUUGUGAGGAUAUUUUACAAGGAGUGGAUAAAGAGCUGCGAGCGCUUCUGCGGAGGGAGAGCUGCUCUCCUCCGUUGUGCUGCUCUCUGCAAACUGCUGUUUUUCGACCCCGCUGCUCCCAUUCCAGCGUCUGACCACUCGUUUGGAGGAGAAAUUCUUCCUAACGUCCAACCUAUGUAAUAUGAGGCCAUGAGUUGUUGUACCUGAAAGGAAAGGUGAGAUGUGGAGCAGGAACUUGGCUCGGACCCAUUCCCAGUGCCAUACCCCGCCCCAGGUUGCACGGAUCCGCGUUCCAGCCCGGCGUGAGGCCAAGCAGAGUUGGCAGCCAUCACUCAGUGUUCUCCAGCUGGGCAGAGUUUAACUCCUUUGGGGAGAGGGACAGCAAAUGGAAGUGGGUCUGUCCCUGCUUCCAGCGCAGCCAGAAUCGCCUCGAUGCCCUUCAGCACGAGUGGAAUUUGAGAUGGAGCAGAUGAGGACGUCCACCCUUGCAGGAAACGUUAUUUUUCCCUUUUACAGAACACUGUGUUUGGAAUGUAGAACUGAAACAUGUUCUGUGUUCCAAGUCAGGAGAAAAAGGUGACGGUAGCUUUGCUUCAAGGGGAACUUUGGGAAGCUCUAUCGGAGGAAAAACGUAUUUUGAGUGAUUUUUUGGCAAUGCAUUUACCCUGAGCAGCACAGUUGGCAAUGUCUGCGGCCCAAACAGCUUUAUGAAGGGCUGCAUGGGAGCGGAGGUGCUUUGCAUGUUGUUGACACUGCAUUGAAAUGUCAGCACGGCGGCAGCAAAGCCAUUUUUCAUUACAGUUGAGGUGCUGUGGGCCCCCUCUGAAGCCUGGUCACAUCUCCUCCAGAGCUGGAGCUGCUCCAUUAUUUCUUCAUCAACACAUUAACCACUGAGCUGCUGGGGUGCCUCGCAUGGGGCAGCAGGAUCCGACCAAUUCUGAGCCUGGAAAGUGGUUCUGCUGCUCUUUUCCCUCUGCGUUUUGGCUGUGACAAGUGGAAGAGGAGGGCACAGCAGCAAAGCCACGUACAGGUGGUGAGAAACUGCCCCUGAAAGCAGGGAAAAAGGCUGUUAUUUCCAAAUCCAUCCACUCCUUCCAUGUUUCUACCCUUGGAAAUUGUGGUCAGCCACUUCCUAAAGAGCAGCAGCUAAAGAGCGUUUCCUAAAGAGAGCAUUGGUUGCUCCAUUGUCGUUCACCCAGCAGAAACUGCCACCUGAAAACAUGGGAUGUGCAGAUCUCUGCGUGACUGCAGUUCUGCUUCUCGGCUCCCAUCCUCACUCUGUGGCCAUGGCCCCAUUCUGUCUUUAUUUCCCCCACUUUUCAUUGUUCUCAGCUCUGGUUGUGUUUGGGGGUUAAGGAAGCUGGGGGUCAGUUCUGCUUUCCCUUCCCCACUGCGUGUCCCUGCAAGCAAACCCUGAGCUGUCCCACGUCUCCAUGCGUGUCCCCCUGAUAUAAAGAACACCCACCCAGCUGGGGAGCAACGAGGAAUAACUAAUUAAGGUGUCCUGAGCUGUUUAUCUAACAGACACCCGAGGAUCGCUGUGAUGAUUUCCCCGCUUCGUUUUUCCCCUUUUCUUUUUGGAGCUCAGAACACAAAGUUGAGCACCGGGUUUUUGUGUUUCCCUCCCAUAGCUUUGACUGAGGUUGGUGUCACUUUUCCUUCCAAGCGGAACUCUGGAGGUGAAUCACACACGGCCCCGGAAUGAGGAACUCCCCCGAAAGCCUCUUUAAUUUUUCACCCAGAAAAUAUUCUCGUUUUACACUCUGCUUCUCUUACUGAAAGGAGCCAUAAAUCAGCACCGUCCCCUUUGGUGUUGGCCGUCGGCGGGGGAGAUUUAGUGCUGCCAGCAGCCCUGGGACUGUGGUGGGCAGCAGCAGAGGGCGGAGAGCCGUGCGGAGCUGCAUUCCAUUCGCACACACCGUUUGCUUUCCUUGGCUGUGGGCCCGCUGGGCUUCGAGCUGCUGCGAGGGGAGCAGGGUGGGCAGAUGGAGGGUUUUCCACUCUGUGGCUGCUCUGUUGUUUUGCUUUUCCUCACUUUUCUCCCCCUCUCUGGGCAGAAAGAUGCCCGGGAAUUUCUAGCGUGCUGCUGGGAGCCCUGUGUGCUGAGAGCAAGGUUUGCUCCAAUCAACAGCACUGAGGCAAAGCCAGAAAGCGUGGGUGUCAUCCAGCCUGCUGCCCUCCUGCUCUCUGUUCUGCUGCAUGGUGAGCUCAGCCUUUCCCUGGAGUGAUUUCCUCCCCCCCGAGUGCACAUUCCUCAUCACUGCCACGGGACUGAGCUCCCCGCCGUCCGUCAGUGCUUUGCAAGAGUCAGAUCCCAAUCACAAAGCUCCUCCUGCCUCAGAAGCAGUGCUUGCCGUCUCUUAUUGCUGCAAGAAUGCAUUUCCAGCUGCAAAAUACAGCUGGGAGCAAUCACCGAGCCCCGAUACCUGGCUGUGCUGCUGGUGCUUCCAGCGGGAUCCCCUUGCAACCCACUGAGCUGUCACCACAUGACAAGGGUGGAAGUGAACCGACUGCAGCAAAGUGCCCUACCCAGUGGCUACGUGGGCAAAGUUACGCCCAAAACUGCUGUUUCUGCAAAAGGUUCCCCCUUCCCUCUUACAAAGAGAUGUCAGAGUGAUGGUGAACUGCGAUAUGGAGAGCGGAGGAGGGUCCAGCUGCAGACCAUGGCACUGCGAGUGCAAAGGGAAAUGAGUGCCCCAUCGGUGGCUGUCAGAUCCACACAGCUUUGAGUGGGAUGAGCUCUGUAAGGGCCGUGGUUAUAUUACACAGAUUUCUUUCUGCCCAUUCCCUCCAACAGAGUCUCGGGAAGGCAAAAAAAUUCCUGAUAGGAAGCGAAAUGCAGCAGGAUUGCGGCUCCUUUCAUCCCCAGCGCUGGAUUUACAGAGCUCCUCCGUGACCACAGACAACCAUCAUGAGCCAUUUUUAUUUUUUUUAAUCAGUGGAGGGAAUACACACUUUUACAAUCAGACUGACAAAAGCCCGGGGGAGGCUUAGAAGUAAAACACCACAUACAGAAACAUCAGCCGGGUUCUCAGCUGCACUUCAACUCACGACUGUGGAGGUCAAGAUUUAAAAAGUCACGAUUUCCUGUUGGAGUCGUCUGCUCGUCAGUCCCUCUGUCAGAACAGAUGUGGGGAAAUCAGUUCUGGAGGACCUCCUUCCUUCAUCUGGCACAAUUCUGGGAAAACCUGACCUUUCCAGCAAUAUUGGCUCUGUGUCCUUCACAGCUGUAAAGAACCAAAUCCCACACUUGGAUCCUGGUUGGGAGAAUAAAGGAUUUCUGUUUGGUAAUAA
Gallus gallus (chicken) is the source of this 4236-nucleotide messenger RNA. It is a transcript of the gene CHCHD5, whose product is annotated as coiled-coil-helix-coiled-coil-helix domain containing 5. The coding region runs from base 35 to 328 and encodes 97 amino acids. NCBI's taxonomy places the organism in Eukaryota, Metazoa, Chordata, Aves, Galliformes, Phasianidae. The record is from RefSeq and is a predicted model, not a curated record. The transcript has 4 exons.